Molecule: messenger RNA, 252 nt
Organism: Peronospora belbahrii
Lineage: Eukaryota; Oomycota; Peronosporomycetes; Peronosporales; Peronosporaceae
Source: the annotation of a GenBank genome assembly
AUGCGGUUAAAACAACACAAGAAGAAGAAAAAUUACUUCAUGACAGCAGGUCUUCCCCUUGUGCUCUUUAUUGUUGGUGGGUAUGUGGCGCUAACCCAGUUUGUUGGUGGCAAGUAUGAGGCAAGAGAUCACUUGAUUAAAAGUCAAUCGGAGCAUAACUUUAAUUUAGAAGAGGAGCAUAGGAAAAUGACUGCCAAAUUGGCUCUUAAUGACUUUGAACUCAAGCCUGUACCUCGACCCAAAGAUCCUUAG